Protopterus annectens (West African lungfish) is the source of this 5596-nucleotide messenger RNA. RefSeq names its product glutamate ionotropic receptor kainate type subunit 4 (gene GRIK4). Gene Ontology annotation, biological process: modulation of chemical synaptic transmission; monoatomic ion transport; synaptic transmission, glutamatergic. Gene Ontology annotation, molecular function: kainate selective glutamate receptor activity; transmitter-gated monoatomic ion channel activity involved in regulation of postsynaptic membrane potential. Lineage: Eukaryota; Metazoa; Chordata; Ceratodontiformes; Protopteridae. The coding region runs from base 950 to 3826 and encodes 958 amino acids. Gene Ontology annotation, cellular component: kainate selective glutamate receptor complex; postsynaptic membrane; presynaptic membrane. The transcript has 23 exons. The record is from RefSeq and is a predicted model, not a curated record.
UGCUCCCAUCCUUCCCCCGGGGGGCGGAGUGACGCUUCUUUUUGCUCUGAUUGCAGCUGUAGCACCACGAAGGGAGCAGGCAGCAGGUAUCACCGGAUGAAUGGACCGGCUGCUGUAGGAACGUACGCAAAUCACUGCUGGGAUUCAAGGAGCUGGUUUUGGAAAGCACGUUCCAGAUGAGCAGAAAGUGACGGUCUGUUAUUCAUUUAUAUUGACUGGAUAAGAAGGGGCGGGCAUCUCAUCCCUGUAGCAUCUAUAUUCGUGAGCCGGCGGAAAUCGCAUAGGAAAGAAGGGAACUGAUUUUACCCAAAUGUUGAUAGUUUUUUUUGCCUGCAAAUAAUCAUUGGUUGCCUGAUAGUUCCUCGAUCAAGUUUCUGGGGAAUCAGACAGGAGGAUAUAACCCCAAGAAGCAUAUAGCUCUGAGAGUGGAAAUGCACCAGUGCAGACCAUAAAGGUGCAUUUCGGUCUGCGCUCGGCUGGGGGGGCUCUACUGUAAAUAAGGACCCCAGAUGACAAGCGAGCUGCCGCUGCUCCAGCUACCACUGAAGAAUCAGCAUCACUGAUUUUAGUACUUGUGGAUUUUGGACUUAUGGAAUGAGCUUUGAUUACACCCCUCAAGGUUAUGAAGACUGGCUUGGACAGAGGUAGCCCAGACAAGAGAGCGAUACAACUCUGCGUCAGAAAUCAUACAGCACAAACAUGGUUUUGGACAGCAGCCUGAAUUAAACACCUAAAAAAGAGGAAAGUGGGAGAAGAGAAAAGACGAGACCUGGUUCCGUACUUACCUCAAGGCACUAUGACUGUCUUCCAAGAUGGACAUAAAAGAGCUUAAAUGCUGUGUGCUGCCCUUACUAUAAGCCAAGUCAAGUGACAAUAUAUUUAAAGCUGAGCUGACAGGUACUAAUGUAAUGCCCAGACCACAAGAGGGCUCCAUGAAGAUUUAUAGAAGAUGCUGCGGGUCUUGGCGCCUCUGGUGCUACUUCUGGUGUGGGUAACAAAGACAGUGGCUGGUCUGCAGUCAUUACGCAUUGCUGCCAUUCUGGAUGACCCAAUGGAAUGUAGCCGAGGAGAGCGCCUUGCAAUUACCGUGGCAAAGAAUCAGAUCAAUCGAGCCCCAGAAAGAGCAGGACAUGCAAAAUUAGAGGUGGAUAUCUUUGAACUGUUGAGGGACAGUGAAUACGAGACUGCUGAAACUAUGUGCCAAAUUCUGCCUAAAGGAGUGGUGGCCGUACUUGGUCCUUCUUCCAGCCCAGCAUCUAAUUCGAUUAUCAGCAAUAUCUGCGGAGAAAAAGAGGUACCUCAUGUGAAAGUUUCUCCAGAAGAGUACAUCAAAAUUCAGUUUCAGAGAUUCACUAGCUUGAACCUUCAUCCUAGUAAUACAGAUGUUAGUUUAGCUGUUGCCAGCAUCCUCAAAUUCUUCAACAACACCACUGCCUGCCUGAUUUGUGCCAAGGCUGAAUGCCUACUAAAUUUGGAGAAGCUACUGCGUAAUUUCCUUAUUUCUAAGGACAGCCUGUCAAUCAGAAUGCUGGAUGAUAGUCGUGAUCCCACACCACUUCUUAAGGAGAUUCGUGAUGACAAGACAUCUACCAUCAUUGUCCAUGCAAACGUUUCCAUGUCAAGCACUAUUCUUCAUACGGCAGCUGAGCUGGGAAUGGCGUCAGCCUAUUACACCUAUAUAUUUACAAAUCUGGAAUUUUCUACACUUCAUUUUGAAAAUCUUGUGGAUGAGCGGGUUAAUAUUUUAGCAUUCUCCCUUUUUAAUCAUUCCCAUGCCUUUUUUAAAGAGUUUGCUCAGAUCCUUAAUACAUCUUGGCAGGAGAACUGUGAUCACAUUCCAUACAGUGGCCCUGCGCUUUCUUCAGCCUUGCUGUUUGAUGCAGUUCAUGUAGUAGUAAAUGCAGUGCAUGAACUGAACCGGAGCCAGGAGAUCGGUGUGAAACCACUAUCCUGUGGAUCGGCUCAAAUCUGGCAGCAUGGAACCAGCCUAAUGAACUAUCUCAGAAUGAUAGAAUUAGAAGGUCUCACUGGUCAUAUUGAAUUUAGCAGCAAAGGCCAAAGGUCGAACUACGCCCUGAGAAUUCUGCAGCAUGGUAAAAAUGGCUUUAAACAGAUUGGCCAGUGGCAUGCUGUAGAAGGCAUCACCAUGGACAAGCACCUGUUCUCCCUGAAUGUCUCUGAGGCUUUGUUCAAUACAACACUGAUUGUUACCACAAUUCUUGAAAAUCCUUAUAUGAUGCUGAAAUCCAAUCAUCACGACCUGGAAGGAAAUGAGCGGUAUGAAGGGUUCUGUGUGGAUAUCUUAAAAGAAAUUGCUGAAAUCCUUAAGUUUAAUUACAAGAUCCAUCUAGUUGCAGAUGGAUUAUAUGGAGUUUCAGAAGCAAAUGGCACAUGGACUGGCAUGGUGGGAGAGCUAAUUUCUCGGAAGGCUGAUUUAGCUGUGGCUGGUCUUACCAUCACUGCAGAACGAGAGAAGGUGAUUGAUUUUUCCAAGCCUUUCAUGACACUGGGAAUAAGUAUUAUGUACAGAGUCCAUAUGGGACGGAAGCCUGGCUACUUCUCGUUUCUGGAUCCAUUUUCCCCUGGUGUCUGGCUCUUCAUGCUGUUGGCCUACCUUGCUGUUAGCUGUGUCCUCUUCCUAGUAGCCAGACUGACUCCAUAUGAAUGGUAUAAUCCUCAGCCAUAUAUCAGAGGGCGGGAGAAUUUAUUAGUUAAUCAGUACUCUUUAGGAAACAGCCUCUGGUUCCCCGUUGGAGGAUUUAUGCAGCAAGGAUCGACCAUUGCACCUCGUGCCUUGUCUACGCGCUGUGUCAGUGGAGUCUGGUGGGCAUUCACUCUGAUCAUCAUCUCCUCCUACACAGCCAAUCUGGCUGCCUUUCUCACUGUGCAAAGAAUGGACGUACCAAUAGAAUCGGUCGAUGACCUUGCUGACCAAACUGCUAUAGAGUAUGGAACAAUCCAUGGUGGCUCUACUAUGACCUUCUUUCAGAAUUCCCGCUAUCAGACCUAUCAGCGUAUGUGGAACUAUAUGAAAUCAAAGCAGCCCAGUGUAUUUGUGAAGAGUACAGAAGAAGGUACUGCAAGGGUGCUAAACUCCAACUAUGCCUUCUUACUGGAGUCCACCAUGAAUGAGUACUAUCGCCAGCGAAAUUGUAACCUGACUCAGAUUGGGGGGCUGCUGGACACCAAAGGGUAUGGCAUUGGUAUGCCACUUGGAUCUGUGUUCCGUGAUGAGUUUGAUUUGGCAAUUCUUCAACUUCAGGAAAGCAACCGUCUGGAAAUUCUACGUAGAAAAUGGUGGGAAGGAGGAAAAUGUCCCAAGGAAGAAGAUCACAGGGCGAAGGGUCUUGGAAUGGAGAAUAUCGGAGGGAUAUUUGUUGUUCUCAUCUGUGGUCUGAUUGUAGCUGUUUUUAUGGCUAUCCUUGAAUUCAUCUGGACAGUAAGGCAUUCAAAUCAGACACAGGUUUCUGUCUGUGACCAGAUGGUGACAGAACUGAGGAACAUUAUUCUUUGUAGAGAGACUUUUCAUUCUCGUCGACAGAGAAGAGGAAGUAUACGCACUAGGACAGUACUUCCUGAGGAGCAUCCAUCUCGGAAUACAACUCUCAGCAAUGGGAAACUGUGUGGCGCAGGAGCUGGAGACCAGCUGGCACAGAGACUGGCACAAGAGGCUGCCUUGGUAGCUAGGGGCUGCACUCAUAUUCGUGUGUGCCCAGAAUGUCGGAGAUUUCAGGGAUUAAGGGCCAGGCAAGUCACAGGAUCCCCUGUUCAAAGUGAGGAGAGUAUAGAAUGGGAAAAAACUACCAAUAGCAGUGAGCCUGAGUAGAACUCAGAACACAGAGAAACUGUUAAAAGUCAAACAUUUCUCCAGAGUAUGAACCCACAGAGUGACCAGUAUUGUCUGGAGAAUGGAUGUAUGGAUGUAGUGAGGCAGUACUGAGGAGAUAUUUUAGAUACACAAGCAGGCCUAGUAACAGCGGCAGUAAGAAGACAUCUAUCAGCUUUGCCGGAAUUUUCCAUGACAUCUGCCAGUGCAUUUUGUGAAGAGAUGCCUUCAAAUCAAAGUUAGUGAACUCUGCUUUCAGAGAUAAGCAAGUGAGGUGUUUUCUACACCGUCUUUCUGGGGUAAAGGUGCUGAGAUGCAAGUUUCUCUGUGUCUUCACAAGUUUCCAAAUAAUUUUCCAAACACAUUUUCAAGUCUUAGUCUUAUCAAAAAAAAAAAAAAAAAAGAUUUUUCUAUGCAGCAGUGUGACUGACCCAAAGCCUGGAAUGUUUCAGGGACAGAGCACCAAACACAAUCCUUCAUCAACUGAAAUCAUAGAGGCCUUGAAACACCACAGUUUUUUCAGGUGUUCUUCAAAGAUUCUGAUCAACUGUGGCUAAGGAAUUUUGGGGAAGUCAAACAGUUUGUUAGAGAGAAAUUUAAGAUAAGCUGACAGUCUUGUACUUCCAGUAUGAACCCCCAUCCCACCAUAUAAGAGGUAGCAAAAUGAGCUUAAAACUGAAGCUGCUUUUCUACAGAUGAGGGCCCAUAAUAAUGGCUUUGUUUGUCAGCUUUGUCUCUGUUAGGCUAACUGAAAAAUCGUUUGUACUUUGCUGGUUCCAAAAAGCUCAUCCGUUGUACAUCUGAAAUGAUCAUCAUAAUGAUGCCUGAUAAUGAAUAAAAAUUAACUUUGUCCCAAAUAUUUUCCAUAAACUGUGCUAUGUAGUCAGCUAAAGGCAGGGUAAUGCUGAUCCAAAGAAAAAAAUCCUGGUAUCCUAAGUAGGAACAGGACACUUCAGUGCUACCUUAAGAAGAUAUUGCACAGCUUAAGCCUUUCAUAGUAAACAUAGAUGCUGGGAGAGCAAUUAUAAGCACUGCUAAGUCUGACUUUAUAAAUAGCAUAAAUCUCUGUGUGUUAUUAUAAACAAUGCCGAAUCUGAUUUCUUAUAGUGUAUAAAGUUCUGUGUGUGUCACUAUAAACACUGCUGAAUAUGAGUUCUUACAGUGCAUAAAGCUCUUUUUCUGUACAGACAGGCUGGAUGGUGCCAUUGGAACCCUUCUGUUACUUAUCCUUUCAUCUUAAAGCCACAGUUACUGUGGCUCUGGUGACCCGAUAAGGAAUAUGCUGCAAAACCAUUUUUAAUAGCACAUCACUGUCUAAUGGACAGUGCUGUUCAGAAUAUAUUUUUAUAUUUAGAGAUGGAUAAUAAAGGCAUGCACUGAAUGGUGAAAUUCUGUUAACACAUUGUCACAAAAUAGUAAAAGUACUCACAUCAAAUAGUUUGCAAAGUGUAAACUUGUGCUUUCCCUAUGGCAUACUAGGUUACACUGAUUCUAACCUGAUAGCAUGAUGUCUGCAAAGCCCCCCCCUUGCUCCUCCCACAUGGAGAUUGCAUCCCCCCACAUCUCCAUGACUGUCUAAUGCCAGCUUCUCAUAGCAGUGAAGAAAGGAGAUAUUUCCUACUGCAUACUAUUUUGUGAUUAUGCUUUAUUCAGACACUACCAUUCACCGAACCUGACUGUUAUCUAAAAUUCCUUACUUGACAUUUAAACAGUUCUGGGGUAUAUAUAUUCACACACACACACAGACACACACACACACACACACACACA